This is a messenger RNA of Zea mays, 1106 nucleotides long. RefSeq lists its product as uncharacterized. Gene Ontology annotation, cellular component: nucleolus; nucleus; nucleosome. NCBI's taxonomy places the organism in Eukaryota, Viridiplantae, Streptophyta, Magnoliopsida, Poales, Poaceae. The coding region runs from base 132 to 815 and encodes 227 amino acids. The record is from RefSeq and is marked validated. Gene Ontology annotation, molecular function: double-stranded DNA binding; nucleosomal DNA binding. The transcript is spliced from 2 exons. Gene Ontology annotation, biological process: nucleosome assembly; chromosome condensation; negative regulation of DNA recombination.
CCGCGUCGUCGCGGCCCCUCCCCCCUCUCCCGUGCGCUGCGCCCCCAAUUCCCGCUCCCCACGCACCCAGACACGCCGAGCGGGAGAGGAAGCGACAGCCAGCAGCCGAGGCGGCCAGCGCCAGCGCAGGCAUGACCACUCCCACUCCCAGUGGCGACGGCUCGCCCCCGGGCUCCUCCGACCUCGUGCCCCCUUCCUACCCCGAGAUGAUCGUCGCCGCGAUCGCAGCCCUCGCCGAGGAGAACGGCUCCAGCCAGGCCGCCAUCGCGCGCCGCAUCGAGGCGCAGGCCCGCGGCGACCUGCCGGCCUCGCACCCGGCGCUCGUCGCCGCCCACCUCUCGCGCAUGUCCGCCGCAGGGGAGCUCGUCGCCGUCGCGGGGGGGAAGUACGCGCUGCCCCCGCCGCCGGCGCAGCCGGCGCCGGAGUCACCGGCUGACGACGGCGAAGACGACGACGACGACGACGACUGCGCCGACGAGGUGGACGAGGAAGAGGAGGCGCCGGAGCCUCUGCUCGUGCCCGUGCCUGUGCCGCAGCCGCCCGCCAAGCGCGGGCGUGGGAGGCCCCCGAAGCCGCGGCCCGCUGGCUUCCCCAUCGGCGUCCCCGGAGCCGCUGCGUCCCCCGCCGCCGCGCCGCGACGGCGCGGCCGCCCUCCCAAGCCGCGUGACCCGCACGCGCCGCCCAAGAUCCCGCGCCCGCGCGGCCGGCCGCGCAAGAACCCGCUCCCGGAGGGGAUGGCCCCGCGCCCGCGCCCCGGCGCGCCGGCGUCGGCCAAGGCAGCGCGCCCGCAGUUCGCCGAGGUCGGAUUCGUGUGACGCGAGGGGCUCUCACCCGCCGCGGCGAGCUGGCGCAAGCUAACAUUCUGCCCCUGUUUCAGCUCUUGUCUGUCUGAUGUGGGUCUCGUCUCAGUUCGUGUGUUGCUGUCUAAUCCGGGGAGGGUAGGGGGGCAGGAAUAUGAAUGGAGGCAACUUCGUCGGUGUGUUGGUGUCUGUGUAGUCUCUACGUUAGUAUUGGUGGGUGGUGGCCGGAGUGGUGUGGCUCCGGCGGUGUAUCCCGUGUCUCCUCGCCGCGUUCGCGCAAUCCAAUGCAGUUGUCUGAUCGUUUCA